Messenger RNA from Mesorhabditis belari, 846 nucleotides. The record is from the annotation of a GenBank genome assembly. NCBI's taxonomy places the organism in Eukaryota, Metazoa, Nematoda, Chromadorea, Rhabditida, Rhabditidae.
AUGUCUUCGCCAUCAACAAUGGAUUUCACGAUUGGUGGCAUCUUUUUUCCUUUAGUCACCAUUUGUUUUAUUGGAAAUGCUCUCGGUCUUUGGGUUGCUUGGAGAACGGGUGGCCCACUUACAACAUCUUGUCGAUCGUAUCUAAUAAUUGAACAUUUGCUUCGAAUACUUAUUUGCAUAGUCUUCUACUAUGAGAUAUUUUGCAUAUUCAAUAAGGCUGCUUGUCUGGGAAUGCCUGGAUGCUCUCCAAUAUUCUAUUUUUUGAAUGUUCUCUUCAUGGGCUUGGGUGCUACUUUCAAUCACAGUAGUGCACUUGCCCGAUUUCUUUUGAGCGUCAAUCGAUUUUUGAUCAUCAAAUAUGGAGAAAAUAGCUUUUUGAACUUAGACUCAUAUGUUUUGUUUCAAAUUUUAAUAAUUGUCAUCCUUCCAAUGCCCGGCAUCGGCCUUAUCCAGUUUUUAAGCGCCUCGGAUAAAAUUUUCUAUAAUCCCAAUGCGUAUGCGCUUGUGACUUCGGGCAAUGAAUUGAGUCUUCUCUUAUAUAUUUAUGAAGGGAUUCUUGUUGUGUUAAUCGUUUGUUCACUUCCACUUGAUGUCUUCACAUAUCGAUUGAUUCGAAAGAACACCAAAAAUCAGCAAAAUAAGAGAUUCAAUUAUGCCCAACGACGACUAACUAUCAUGGUGUUGCUAAGUCAUAUCUGGACGUGUUUUCUAAUUUUGAUGCCCGGAUUUUUCAUUGUUUUCGGAAAAAAGAUAUUUGGUCCAUCGAGCAGUGUUCUCCUAAUCUUUGCAAUCAAGAAUGUCCUCCCGACUGGCUUUAUUGCGGCGAAUGGGUUAGAAAUCCCAAAA